Molecule: messenger RNA, 5030 nt
Organism: Culex pipiens pallens (northern house mosquito)
Lineage: Eukaryota; Metazoa; Arthropoda; Insecta; Diptera; Culicidae
Exons: 10
Coding region: 84-4490 (1468 amino acids)
Cellular component (GO): ribonucleoprotein complex
Molecular function (GO): RNA binding
Source: RefSeq, a predicted model, not a curated record
UUUUCAUUGCUGUUUUGAAAGAUUUAAAGAAAAAGUAUCUUUUUUCUAACUUUUCAAGACGUUAACAGUUUAAUUCAAUAAAAAUGAAUAGAGUUAAGAGAAGAGACAAACAGCCGAGCACGUCGGAUGUAGCUGAAAAUCCCGACUCCGGCUACGCCGUCUACGUCGGCAACCUGGCCAAGUCCACCACGAAGGAGGCGCUGUGGGAGUUCUUCGGCUCCGGCCGAGGUCCGGUGCUGGACUUUUGCUUCCGGCUGGAGGACUGCACCUACUGUCCCACGAAGGUAGCGCUCAUCAGGUUUGCGAACCUUGAGGACCAGCAGUGGGCGUUGAUGCUCAACCAGACCCUGUUGGAUGGAAACCGGCUGCUGGUGACCGAAGUCAACUCGGACGCCGUCUUCACCCCGAAGAACACGGCGAUGGUGAUGAACUUGAGUGAUGAAAUCACCGAGGAGGACCUGUACAAACGGUUCCGGACGAUUGGCGCCAUCGAGGCGGUCCUCAAGCCGGCCCACAACUACGGGUACGUCGGGUUUGUGCACGCGGAAAGCCUCGAGGGGGCGAUGAAUCUGCACAACCAGUUUCUGAGGGGCUUCAAGAUGAACAUUCAGCCGAUCCGGAGGAACGUCUCGAUGCUGCUCGAGAGGUCGCCCGAGUUUGGGAGUAUUCGGGAGAAGUGCGGGGCCCUUGGACUCAAGUAUCGCCCGGAAGCGGAAUCGGAAACCAGACUCCUCGUCACCAACAUCCCGCGCCAAACGCCCGAAGAGGACGCGCUGGCUUAUUUCGAGCGAUUUGGCAAGAUCCUCGACUGGGUGAUGGAAAAGUCUGCCAUCUCGGUGAUGACCAACAGCGCCGGUGUCACCUAUCUGGACCCGAAAACGGCCCGCAAGGUGUUCCUGGCCGGUCCGCACUACUUCCAGGGCGGCUGCCUGGACGUGUUCCAUCCGCAGCUGACGUACGGCGAGGUGUCCUCGAAGCUGGCCGUGCUGCUGCAGGGGACCAACACUUUUAUCACCAACGACGAGAUCUUCGAAGCGAUGAGCGAGUGCGGCCCGGUCAGCUACAUCCACCGUGUUGACGCCGUUCGGCACUGCACGAUCGUGCGGUUCCGCUCGACGGACGCCGUGAUUCAGGCGCUCAAGGUGAAGCAGAUUGCCGGGGAGAACGUGCUCUUGACGAAUUACACCGAGAGGAAUUACAACUCGGACGUGCCACCGUACCCGGAGAUGUUCCCGAAAACUAGUACCCGGUUGGAAAAGGAGGAAACGCUGAGCUACCUGAUGGAGCAGGAGCAGCGUGCCGAGCAGACCCGGCUGGUGACGGUUCCGGACGAGUCGUACCGCAGUCCCAGUGAGGAGUACUACCGGAAUGAAGUGCGAAUCCUAAACUAUCCGAAGGGCACCACGAUGGUCCAGUUCCGGGAGUACUUCCGCAAGCACGGCAACGUGAUCAACCUGCGCGAACUGCACAAGGGGCGCCGCUUCGCCGAAGCGUUCGUCAGCUUUGACACGCUGCUGGAGGCUCGCCGUGCCUGCACGAUGAACCAACGCUUCAUGAACACCCGGCGCGUGCUGAUCCACCUGGCCAGCGAGCGGGUGCUGCUCGAUCCGGAGCGGUGCGUGCGCGUUACGGGACCACUGGUGGACGUGUACGACGAGGACAUUUACGACACGUACUGCGAGCUGGGCACGGUCCAGUUUGUGCUGCGGGAGUCGGACGAUGCGGCCGUUGUGGGACUGGACCAGGCCAAGUGGCUGCCGGCGGCGCUGACCGUGACGGCGGUCGGGAAGUGUGCGGUGCAGACGAGCAGGAUCCGGGAGCGGGAGCAAGACUUUGAGGAAGAUCCGGAAAGGGAACCCGCGAGGGAGGAGGAAUCGUAUCAGAUCGACUUGACGGAGGAGGACGAUUGCUACGGGUAUUCUAACUUUGAUGACGAUGCGGAACCUGCCGGUGGGAUGACCUCACAAGGAUACUUUGCGCAGGACUCGAUGGGAUCCUUCGACUCAACGAACGCGAAUGAUGUUCCUGCUUUGAGUGAGGUUAGAAAUUCCUGGCAAACGAUGGGCCUGAGAAAGCACGCGCUGGAGGAACCAAUCGAUGAUGAUCCGGAAAUGGAACGGCUGCGAAAUCAGCUGGCAUCGAGAAGGAAGCUUGAUACCAGCGAGGAUGCUGAACUGCUGGGCUCCAGAAGACCAAAGGUGCAAAGGGUGGUGGAGCCUGCGCAAGACUCGCAAGAUUACGACAGCUCGACGACGUUCGGUGAGCUUCUGGGAAAGAGACGAGAACGGGGACAACGAGCGCCGGUACCGCCUAUGAUGUCGCAAGGAAACGCUGCAAUCGACGUGUACGGAGAUAUUGGAGGAAUGUCAUCGGGACCACCGAUGGCGAGUCAAUGGGGACCGCCUGUGCAGCAGCAAGGUCCCUCAGGCUGGAAUGCGGGUCCACCGAUGGGACCGAGAGGUCCAAUGGGUCCGGGACCGGGAGGUCAAAUGGGACCGGGAGGUUCAAUGGGACCAGGACGUCCAAUGGGUGGUCCUUCGGGCGGACCCAUGGGCCCUAACGGACCUCCAUCAAAUCCGGAUCAACCUCAGAUUACUCCUCUGAUGAGAAGCCUAAUGCAGAAGAUUGAAACCGAAAUGAGCUACACGCAAGCGUUCAGCACAAUGCCGAUGAUCGAGCAGUACCGACUGGUCAACGGGAUCAUAAACCAGCAUCUACAGUUCCAACAGUUCACAAACAUGCCAAUGGAUACCAAGAUCGGAUAUUUGUGCAGUGGUUCCAACGGAUUCCCUGCUUCCUAUGCAUUCGGAUUGUUCACCUAUCCUCAACAGCAGCAGCUGUUAGCGCUGAUUCAUGCAGACUUCGUCAAGAAUAACCCUCAACCUUUGGGGCCCGGACCCAUGGGAUCCGCGGGUCCCAUGAACAAUUCAGGCCCCAACAUAACCCCAGCCAUGCGAAAGUUGAUGCAGAAAAUUGAAGCUGAGAUGAGCGACACUCAAGCGUUCUGCACAAUGCCGAUGAUGGAACAGCUCAAGCUUGUGGACGGCAUCAUCAAGCAGCACAGAACGUUCAAAAAGUUUACAAGUCUAUCGGUAGACGACAAGAUCAAGCACCUGAUCAGUGGCGCCAACGGGUUCGGCUGCGCGUACUCGUUCACGCUGUUCACCUAUCCUCAACAGCACAUGCUCUUAUCCCUUAUCCACGCGGACUACAUCAAAAACUUCCCAGACGCAUUAAAACCGGAAAUUCCGCGUACCGUGCACACGAUCGUUCCCGUUGAAGUACCGCCAGCGCCCGUCGUUACUCCGCGACAUCAACCCGCUUUUCAGCAGAAGAAGAAAAAAUCACAAGAGUUCAAAAUGUCUCCCGCCACAAACAGCUUGAUCCAAAAGCUUGGAUCGCAACUCAAGAACUCGGCCUUUCCCACUCUCGAAACCAAAGAGAAAGUUCGACUCGUGGACGAUCUCAUGUACAACCAAAAACUGCCCAGGUUUGUGAAGCUCAGUCUGUUCGGAAAGAUCAAGUUUUUACUCUCCGUCAAAGCGGAAAAGUGGUUCCGGUCCAAGGAAACGUUCAAGCUGUUUACCACCACUCAACAGGAGUUGAUACUCUCGAUCAUCCACGCGGACUACAUCAAGAACAACGUCGUCCAACCGUAUCUCUCGAAAAACCCCGCCGUUCAGGAAGAUCAAACCGACUACAGCACGGUUCAGCGAUCGCGAUCGCCCUCCCCGAUGACCCUGCCGGAUCACCUCAACCGUGCGCCCGCAGCUCGCUCCCCAUCGCCAGAUCCGUUCGCUUCCACAAGUCGAUCGACGGGCAAGUCGCCAACGUGGGACGAUGGGCAGGGGCGGAGCAGAAGUCGGUCCGCGAACAGCGAACGCUUCUCGAUCAGUCCCGAACCGUUGCCGAACCAGCGGCGCCAAGUGGACGCGGAGUUUGACGACAACACAGUCCUCGUCAGCAACUUGUCGUACUUCACUACCGACGAUGAGUUGACCGAACUGUUUGGCCGCUUUGGCCAGAUCGUUGCGAUCAAGUCGGUCAACGGUGUCAACAUGACGCGCAUCAAGCGGAAGCGGGCUCACAUCACGUUCGAAACGGUGGAACAGGCCAGGCGAGCCAUCGGUACGAUGCACCUGAAGCGGUAUCGCAACGUUCUGCUGACCGUGCAGCAGUCCAACAUGGUGGUCUGGCCACGGCCGGGCUACGCGGUCAAGGUGUUUGUGCACGAAGGCCACAGCGAGCUCGCCAUCUACGACACGUUCAAGAUGUGCGGCACCAUCACCAACAUCUGGACGCGCUUCGACAAGAAGCACAAGGAUAUACCGUUUUACCUGGUGGACUUUCUGCACCAGGACGCGCUGCCGGCAGCGCUGGAAUUGUUCAAGCUGAACAUUGGCUGGCCGUGCCAGGUGUUUCCGGUUGAGGAAAAGAACCUUGGCCAGCAAGGCCCUAGCGGUUGGAGUGGCGCCGGCCGCGGGAAGUAGAGAUGGUAAGUUUUGAGUAUUGAAAGACUUUUGCUGAAGUUUUAUCGAUGUUUAAAUGCGUAUGUAACACUUGAAUUAAAAAAAAGGUUUAUUUAGGGAACUCAAAUAGCACGAUUAUGUUGUUUUUGCAAGUAGUUUAAGUUUUGACUCAUAAUCUUAAGGGGAUAUUCCAUUGCGGGAAACUUUGCUUGCAUUCUUGUCGCAGUUUUGACAGAUUUGUGUUCGCAAAAAACAAACUCGGACACUUCAAAUAAGUUUGACAUUGUUAAGUUUCUCGCAAUGGAAUACCACCGUGAGCAGCAAAGGCAGUUAUAUUAUUAUAUAAGCACGACAUAUGAACCUUUGGGCAGCAAAUGACCGCAAAGGUUAAAAAUGCCAGAAAUAAAUAAUUAACAACAACAACAACCCUUCGAAAUUCAGGAGUCAGGAUACGAAAUCUUGCAAUAGGACCCAGUCACGAAAUAUUCUAGCAGAACUGGUUCUGCCAGAACCCCGCCAGAAUGGUGGAACAUUUCUGCUAGAAUGCUUUAAGUAUAUAUA